This is a messenger RNA of Echinostoma caproni, 819 nucleotides long. NCBI's taxonomy places the organism in Eukaryota, Metazoa, Platyhelminthes, Trematoda, Plagiorchiida, Echinostomatidae. The record is from the annotation of a GenBank genome assembly.
AUGAAGAAAUUGGAGAUUAGGCAAAAACAGUUAGAUUUGGAGAUUGCGACCUUGCACGAUGAAGAGCAUUCUCUCGGAGGAGAUGACGACUAUGGAGAUGAAGUCAUGGAACGAUUAGAACAUGUUAAAGAUUACGUCAACCUUUUGCCGGCGGACCGGCCAUUACCCAACACUACUAUGUCGUCUAACAAAACCACACACACUGCAAGACGACUUCCCGAGUUGAGUCUGGUGAGUUUCGACGGCACUCCAAGGAAGCUUUGGAGAUUUUUGAACAGUUUUAAACAAGAUGUUGCUGCACAUCUGGGAACCGACAGAGAAAGGUUAGCGUACCUUAUCCAUUGUUGCACUGGAGAAGCGCGAGAAGCUAUAGAAGAGUGUGUGUUGUUACCCGAAGACAUCGGUUACAUAAGGGCGUUGUCAAUACUAGAAUCCCAGUUUGGUUGUCCAGACGAGGUCGCAGAGAACCUGCUGGACGGGUUACUCCACGGAAAUAAGUUGAGGACUAGCGAUAUCCAUGGCCUCCGGAAACUGAUUCGCCAGGUUGUCAAUAGUGAGAUAAUCCUUCAACAGAUGGGUUACGCAUCUAUUCUUAACUGCCCCACAACCAUCAAGGGAGUUAUACGGCGUAUCCCCGAGUACAUGCAGCUGAAGUGGGCAGAUGAAAUGACUAGUAGUCGACUACAAGGUACAAAACUCCUAUUCCGCGAUCUUAUCGCAUUUUUGGAAAAUUGUCUCUCCACAGCCACGUACUGUUACGGACAAGGCGCCGGCCGAUUUCAGGAAGACGGGAAGAAACGAGGAGAAUCUAACACGUAG